AUGAACAACGUAGAGGAACAUAUUAUUGAUGGAUAUGAUAAAUCAAAGGAACUUUUGAAAGAAAAUUCAGCAUCAGAAAGGACGGUGAAAAAAUUGUCAAAUAGGUUGACUGAAAAAACUAUCAAUUCACACAACAUCCCAAUCAAAACACGCAAAAGGAGGAGAGCGGAAGUAGAAGGCGAACCUAAAUAUUCUAAGGAGAAAUUUGGGAAUAAGAAGAAAUUCAAAAAUCAUGCAGUUGUGACAAAUGUUUCAGAAUUAUCAAAUAUAGGAUCAAAUAAGAAUGCUAAAGGGGACGAAAACGUUGUAAACACCAAAAUUGAAAAGAAUGUGGGGGUUGUUCUUGAUUGCAAUAUAAGCAUUGAUGAUUCUGACAAUGAUAAUGAUUUUGACAACAGUCUUGAUAAUGGUGAUGAUGUUUUUGAUUCUGAUUCUGACGAUAGUGUUGAUAGUCAAAGUUAUUACGACAAUGAAGGUAAGAAAUGGACCAAAUCUGAAAUGAAAGCCCAAGAAUUAAAGUUAUAUAAAAAAUUGGAGUCGACCAUUAAACAUUUUAAACUUGCUUCUGAAAUAGUUGAACCGAGUGUUCUUGAAGCAAUACUAGAUAAAGCCAUUAAAAAGAUAAAACCAUUUUGCGACGAAUAA
Lodderomyces pseudojiufengensis is the source of this 645-nucleotide messenger RNA. RefSeq lists its product as uncharacterized. The transcript has a single exon. NCBI's taxonomy places the organism in Eukaryota, Fungi, Ascomycota, Pichiomycetes, Serinales, Debaryomycetaceae. Bases 1 to 645 code for a protein of 214 amino acids. The record is from RefSeq and is a predicted model, not a curated record.